UGCUGGGACAGUCUCGCCCCACUUCGCCCCAGCGCCAUGGAGCUGUCCACCCUGCCCGGUGCUGAACCCGACUCCGGAUUCUUCUUCAACAGCAGCCGCCUGCGCGACUGGCCCGGGGGUCCCUUCCCCAACCAGAGCGUCAACCACACGGGGCCGGCCGGGGCCAAGGACCCCACCUCCAUCAUCAUCGCCAUCGCCAUCACCGCCCUCUACUCGGUGGUGUGCGUGGUGGGGCUGCUGGGGAACGUCCUGGUCAUGUACGGCAUCGUCAGAUACACCAAGAUGAAAACGGCCACCAACAUUUACAUCUUCAACCUGGCCCUCGCCGACGCCCUGGCGACGAGCACGCUGCCCUUCCAGAGUGCCAAAUACCUGAUGGAGACCUGGCCCUUCGGGGAGCUGCUCUGCAAGGUGGUCCUCUCCAUCGACUACUACAACAUGUUCACCAGCAUCUUCACGCUGACCAUGAUGAGUGUGGAUCGCUACAUUGCCGUCUGCCACCCGGUCAAGGCCCUGGACUUCCGCACCCCAGCCAAAGCCAAGAUCAUCAACGUCUGCAUCUGGGUCCUCUCCUCUGUGAUUGGCGUGCCCAUCAUGGUCAUGGCUGUGACCAAGUCAAAAGAUGGUAUUGUGCUCUGCAUGCUCCAAUUCCCCGACCCCGCCAUGUACUGGGACACGGUGACCAAGAUCUGCGUGUUCAUCUUCGCCUUCAUGGUGCCCAUCCUGGUCAUCACCAUCUGCUACGGGCUCAUGAUCCUCCGCCUCAAGAGCGUCCGCCUCCUCUCGGGCUCCAAGGAGAAGGACCGCAAUCUGCGCCGCAUCACCCGCAUGGUGCUGGUCGUGGUAGCAGCCUUCAUCAUCUGCUGGACGCCCAUCCACAUCUUCGUCAUCGUCUGGACGCUGGUGGACAUAGACAAGAAGAACCCCUACGUGCUGGCCAGCUUGCACUUCUGCAUCGCCCUGGGUUACACCAACAGCAGCCUCAACCCCGUCCUCUACGCCUUCCUGGACGAGAACUUCAAGAGGUGCUUCCGGGAGUUCUGCCUGCCCUUCCGGUCCCGGAUGGAGCAGAACAGCUUCUCCCGGGCGAGGAACACCACCCGGGAGCGCGUCUCCACCUGCACCCCUUCCGAAGUCCUCAAUAAGCCAGCAUGA
Messenger RNA from Mauremys mutica (yellowpond turtle), 1155 nucleotides. It is a transcript of the gene OPRD1, whose product is annotated as opioid receptor delta 1. Gene Ontology annotation, molecular function: G protein-coupled enkephalin receptor activity; neuropeptide binding. Gene Ontology annotation, cellular component: membrane; neuron projection. Lineage: Eukaryota; Metazoa; Chordata; Testudines; Geoemydidae. The transcript has 3 exons. Gene Ontology annotation, biological process: G protein-coupled opioid receptor signaling pathway; neuropeptide signaling pathway. Bases 37 to 1155 code for a protein of 372 amino acids. The record is from RefSeq and is a predicted model, not a curated record.